AAGUGUUGGAUCGAUAUAGUUUGGGGGGCAAACUGUAAUUAAAGGAAAAUCCAAUGCGUUUUUUUUUUUUUUUCUUUUCUUUUCGUUUCUUCUGGUAAAUGCUAUUCAAUUGAAUUGCAUCAUCACAAUUCAGACCAUUCUCAACAAAGUCAAUUAGUCAUCCUUCUCAACUUCUGCUGCUAUCCGAUUGCAGUAAUCCAACACCAAAUUCAAUUCAAUCUCCCUUUCCAAUUCAAUCCACACCUCUAUUUAAUUCCUCUCACACGCAGAGGAGCGGGAGAAAAAUCAUCCACGAUUAAGAUGAGGCUGCCGAUGGUCGAUUGCCGGAGUUUGAUCCAGUUCUGCCGAGCUUUCCCCCCUCGCAACACCACCAAUUUCACGAAUCCGAGCCGCCGCCGCGCCGAUUCUCUGAACGAAUUCUGCCACCGCUCCCCGCUGGCCGCCGUCGAUCUGGUCAUACUCGUGUUGGUGAUUGUCUCGUCCGCGUUCCUGAUCCUUCCUUACAUGAAACUAUUCGCGUUCGAGCUUGUGCCGGCGGCUCACGGCGCGAUCGUUGACCUGAUCCUGGAGGAGCCGGUGCCGUACGCGGUGGGGUUCGUGACGGUGGUGGUGGGAGUGAUUGUGGCGGUGCUGAUCGAUUUGCGGAUGAGGAAAUGCGGGAACCCUAAGUGUAAGGGGCUUCGGAGGGCAGUGGAGUACGAUAUUCAGCUGGAGACGGAGGCUUGCGUGAAGCACUCCCCGCCGCCGCUCCAUGUGGAUGCUUAUCGCGAGCUCAAUGGUAUGAGGGAGCUGGAAUUGGGGGAGGAUCGGAAGGAAUUGGAGGCGGAAUUGAAGAAGAUGGCGCCGGUGAAUGGAAGGACGGUGCUGAUAUUCCGAGCUCCCUGCGGCUGCCCGCUUGGUAGAAUGGAGGUUUGGGGCCAUAAGAAAAUCCGUAGAAUCAAGAAAUAGUCUUCAUUUCUUUCCCCUAGUUUAUACCAAAUACUAUAUACUACUCCUACAUAUAUAUACAAUAAUAAUAAGUGAUGUGAUGCUUUAGUAGUAAUACAGUAGCAGAAACUGAGGAAAACUGAUCACAUACUUUGCUAUAUGAAUACAGCUAAUUAACACUUGUGUUGCCUUGAAAAA
Molecule: messenger RNA, 1125 nt
Organism: Salvia miltiorrhiza (redroot sage)
Lineage: Eukaryota; Viridiplantae; Streptophyta; Magnoliopsida; Lamiales; Lamiaceae
Exons: 1
Coding region: 301-948 (215 amino acids)
Source: RefSeq, a predicted model, not a curated record